This is a messenger RNA of Oncorhynchus kisutch (coho salmon), 1715 nucleotides long. It is a transcript of the gene jmjd8, whose product is annotated as jumonji domain containing 8. The record is from RefSeq and is a predicted model, not a curated record. Lineage: Eukaryota; Metazoa; Chordata; Actinopteri; Salmoniformes; Salmonidae. The coding region runs from base 88 to 861 and encodes 257 amino acids. The transcript is spliced from 10 exons. Gene Ontology annotation, molecular function: cis-regulatory region sequence-specific DNA binding. Gene Ontology annotation, cellular component: nucleus.
UAAAGCCUUUCUAUUAGAAAUACGUAACGUCAUAAAAGGUAUACGGACAUGAGGCGUACUUGCGAAGCACUGUAAAGCUAUUUCCAUAUGGAAUAUAAACUCGGAAUACAAGUGUUUCUCCUAUUGUUUUGGAGAUCGGCUUUAGAUGCACCGGUGUCGGAGAAUGACGGAGGCUGGUCGUCAAAUUCAGAAUACAGUUUGACUGAUGAGGGUCCUUGCAACAUUGACAUCUGGGACAAAGCUUCGUUAUCACAUCGCCAGUUUAUCCAACAAUAUGCCUACUCCAAACCAGUCAUCCUGAAAGGUUUCUCUGACAAUACGAAAUUCCAGUUCUUGUGCUCCAAGUCGAGCCUGCUGCAGCAGUAUGGAGAGAGGAUGGUGAGGCUCAGUACUGCCAACACCUACUCUUACAGGAAAGUGGAUGUCCGGUUUGAGGAGUUUGUGGACUUGCUGCUGAGGCCUCAGUCUUUGGACACACUGGGCAGUGACACUCUGUAUUUCUUUGGGGACAACAACUUCACGGAGUGGCACUCUCUGUUUGAGAACUACAAGGCACCACGCUACAUGCUGCCUCACACCACGGGGGCCUACAGCUUUGGGAUCGCAGAUUUGAAGUGGAUUUACCAAGUGACAUCAAUAAGGGAUCAUAGCUUUCACCUGGUCAGUUCGUCAUGGAAAGAGCAGGCCCGGGAACCGGUGUGCCCUUCCAUUGGCAUGGACCUGGCUACUCUGAGGUCAUCUAUGGCAGGAAGCGCUGGUUCCUGUACCCCCCGGACAAGGCGCCCCAUUUCCACCCCAACUACACCACCCUGUCCUGGGUCAAAGACACAUACCCUUACCUGCUUGAGGAGAAGCCCAUAGAGUGCACCAUCCGGCCAGGAGAGGUGCUGUAUUUCCCUGACCGCUGGUGGCACGCCACGCUCAAUCUGGACACCAGUGUCUUCAUAUCCACCUUCCUGGGCUGACCCCUGACCCUGCAACAGACUAAGGGUCAUUGCCCCGUGACCAAAGCCCUCUUAGAAUACUUUCAACAUGCAUCAUUCCUUUUUCCACUCUGAGGAAAUCAUAGAUUUCUUGCACAGUUCUCAACACCCCCUCCCCUCCCCCUCAGAUAGCACAGUUCACACACACACAGGUUCCUGAUUAGUGAGGGGGAGCAGGAAGGAUGCACUUUUCAAAAGUAUCAUGUCAACUGAAAUGGCACCACACCACUCCUGUCAACUGAAAUGGCACCACACCACUCCUGUCAACUGAAAUGGCACCACACCACUCCUGUCAACUGAAAUGGCACCACACCACUCCUGUCAACUGAAAUGGCACCACACCACUCCUGUCAACUGAAAUGGCACCACACCACUCCUGUCAACUGAAAUGGCACCACACCACUCCUGUCAACUGAAAACUGCCCAAAAAGUCAUCAAAAGCUGUAUUUCCGUUGUCGUCAUAACUACUAUGUAGAUCAGUGGUCCAUCUGUUCAAAGACAAAGAAACAAAGCGAUCAAAGACUAUUGGAAGGUCUACUGACCAAUAGGAGAUGAGUGUGGCUUGUUCUGACUGUAUUCCCUGGAAGUCACACACUGUUUUCCUGCCUGUUUUCCUGCCGUUUCCACUCCUGGGACUUUCCCCAUCGGUUCCAUGGUACCGGGCCAACUAGGUCAAAUGCAGCUAAUAUAUUUGACAUUUAUUUUUAAAGAAAAUAAAAUACUUGAAAAUAA